Molecule: messenger RNA, 384 nt
Organism: Striga asiatica
Lineage: Eukaryota; Viridiplantae; Streptophyta; Magnoliopsida; Lamiales; Orobanchaceae
Source: the annotation of a GenBank genome assembly
GCUUCUUCCUCCUCAACACUCGGGUGCUCCUCAACUCUUUGCCGAACAUUCCUUUGCGAGCCACCGACCGCCCGUCCAAAUUCCGCUUGCACCUCAUUGAUGGCGAAGGAAUGCGCCUCGCUUACCAUCUUAAUAUUUGACACGUCGUUGACACUUGCGAUUGUGGUCAAAUGGGUGUUCGUGGUCAUGAGCCCGUUGCAACAACAAAUAUCGGCCGGCUUCUUGGCGUACAAAAUUCAUGGUCUUGAGAGCCGCCAUGUUAAGGGAAGGGGUCGCAUUGAUGGGAGUCAUCGUGCUCAAGUCAACCCCACAAUAAGUAGCAAUGGGUGUGAUCAUGCCACCCACACAAAUUUGGCCCGACUCCGAAAUAGCCGCCUCCCAUAA